Molecule: messenger RNA, 1884 nt
Organism: Dichomitus squalens LYAD-421 SS1
Lineage: Eukaryota; Fungi; Basidiomycota; Agaricomycetes; Polyporales; Polyporaceae
Product: septin
Exons: 5
Coding region: 30-1178 (382 amino acids)
Biological process (GO): cytoskeleton-dependent cytokinesis
Cellular component (GO): cell division site; septin complex; cytosol
Molecular function (GO): GTPase activity; GTP binding; molecular adaptor activity
Source: RefSeq, a predicted model, not a curated record
CCCUCGCUCUCCCCCCCACAGCCUGCACAAUGGCCGCACCCUUUUCCGACGGUAUUGGUAUCGCCAACUUGCCCAACCAGAGGCACAAGAUCGUCGCCAAGCGCGGGGCGCACUUCACUAUUAUGGUCGUCGGCGAGUCUGGUCUCGGCAAGACCACACUGAUCAACACGCUCUUCUCCACCGAGCUCUCGCCCGCCAAGAACUACAGCAGGCGUCACCAGAAGCAGCUCGACAAGCUGACCGAGGUCGAGAUCAUCAAGGCCGAGCUCGAGGAGAAGCAGUUCAAGACGAAGCUGACCGUGAUCGACACCCCCGGCUUUGGUGACUACGUCAACAACCGCGACUCGUGGGCGCCCAUCGUCGACUUCAUCGACGACCAGCACGAGGCGUACAUGCGCCAGGAGCAGCAGCCGGAGCGGAAGGAGAAGAUCGACCUCAGGGUACACGCUUGCUUGUACUUCAUCCGCCCGACGGGCCACACCCUCAAGCCUCUGGAUAUUGAGAUCAUGAAGCGUCUGGGCACGCGUGUCAACCUCAUCCCCGUCAUUGCCAAGGCGGACACCCUCACCCACGCCGACAUGCACACCUUCAAGGACCGCAUCCGGCAAGUCAUCCAAGCGCAGGGCAUCCGGAUCUACCAGCCCCCCAUCGAGGCCGACGACGAAGUCAGCGCGGAGCACGCUCGCGUCCUCACUGAGGCGAUGCCUUUCUCCAUCAUCGGGUCGACUGAGGACGUUGUCACCCCUGACGGUCGUACGGUCAAGGGCCGCGAGUACCUGUGGGGUGUCGCCGAGGUCGAGAACGAGGCGCACUGCGACUUCCGCAAGCUGCGCUCGCUCCUGAUCCGGACGUACAUGCUCGACCUGAUCUCGUCGACGGAGGACCUGCACUACGAGAACUACCGGCAGGCGCAGAUGGAGACGCGCAAGUUCGGGGAGCAGAAGCCGCGCAAGUUCGAGAACCCGAAGUUCAAGGAGGAGGAGGAGGCGCUCCGGAAGCGGUUCACGGAGCAGGUCAAGGCGGAGGAGGCGCGCUUCCGCCAGUGGGAGCAGCACCUCAUCGCGGAGCGCGACCGGCUCAACAAGGACCUCGAGAUGGCGCACGGCGCGAUCAAGGCGCUCGAAGCCGAGCUCGACAACCUCCAGGUCGGCUACGGCCGCGGGACCGGCAGGCGGUGAGGUGCCGGUGCGUUCGUGACGGUCGCGAUCGCCAUCUGUCCCCUCAUCCCCAUUACCCGGUGCUCGGUGCCAAAAUAUUGCCAAUGCCUCCGCUGCGUCCUGUCCGCCUUGUGUCCGUCUGUUCCGUACGAUACCCCCAACCGACCUGCGUCCGCUCGUUAUACAAUAUCAUCUCCCUGUGCUUGUUGUGUUUCCUCGUACUUGUCCGUCUGUCGUGUCUGCGCGCCGCUCUCAGGCAUCUGGAAGACUUUUUCGCUUACGUAUAGCGCGAAAUAGUGGUUGUUCGUCGCUCGUUCACUUGUUUGGCUUCGGUACACGUAUUCGUUAUUACUCGUCCACUGUCUCGGUGGCCAGUAACGGAUAAUGAGCUCGUCAUGCAUGCAUUCUACUGCUUCCGGCCGGGUGUGUAUCGCACGGAAGGUUGGGUCGCUGAUCUGACCAUCUCCAGCUGAACGAGGGGGAGUUGGUUACCCCGCUCGGUGCCUAUAGACGCGGUGGAUGCAAUGACACAAGUCCGCUUCAUCAUAGGAAUUUCAUCUUUUCAAGCUGGUGGGCAUGACUUCCGACGACUGUCAUUCAAGAUCACAACGUUGUACCCACGUCCCACGGAUGUAGUUAUCCGUUAUCCGUGGUAGCUCGGGUACAUCAGGAGGGCCCGGUGCACGAAUCGCCGGCUCUUCGCCAACCGACAGAGCAGCUAUGCUCG